GUGAAAGCCCCGGCUGGAGCAAUGACCGGCGAGUUAUGCUGGGGCGUAGUUUUUAGAGCAGUUCUCAGUAGUUAGUGGUUAGGCCCUCAGCGCUGCCGAUAACGUUUCUUGUAGAAAAGCGGAACGUCGCUCCUUUUUUUUUAUUUUUCUUUUUUUUUGUGGUUCAUGAAAAACAGGGCUUUGUUGGCUCAGCCACCGCAGGCUACUAGUUGCUCCGAUCGCUGAUGUCGUUGAAGCCGCGCGCGUAGGAUAGCGGUUCAAGCAUAUAGAACUACUAUCACGGUUGAAUGCUUUUCGUAACACAGGGGGCCCUAAGGCGACGGGGUGGUUGUGCUCUCCAACCUCAGCAGGUGUUGCUGCUCACGUCCCUCCCUUACCUGUCAGCGGAAGUCCUUGGGGUUUCAGCAAUUGACCUCUUAGCUUGCUCAAAACGAGGAGCGGUAAAAUUGAAUCGACGUCGCGGUGCAAUCAUGAUGCGGGAAGACGACGAUGAGCUCGAGGUGUCCUUCCCCCCAGAACGUCCCUCCAAUGACCGCUCGGCCUCACCACCUCGCUGGGUCUCAGAGUGCGAAAUUGAGGAGCCGGAAAUCUCUAGGGGAUUCCAACACCUAGAGGUCGAUUCGCCCAGGAGCCGUCCUGCCUUGUCACUCUCCACCCUAGUCGUCCCCAAUCGGCAUAUGCAGUUGACUCAGGUCAUGUCCACUCUUGAGCUCCCAGCGUUCAUACAAGGCGCUCUGAGCCUGGUCAGAGUCUCAGAGCAUUUCACUGGCUGGAUCUUUUCAAUCACACGGAAUUGCCGGCAAGCUGCCAAUGUCCUCAUGGCAGUUUGGGGCACAGACCUGUUCUUCUCAAGGACACGUAUUGCUAUCUGAGCUCUCUCCAAGUCCAAGGUACCUGGCCUGGGUUUAACGUUGGUGCCUAAGCACCAUUCCCCUGCUUCCAAUCAGCGAGGCGUUAUGUUUAAAAGCUCUGGAGUGUCCACACGGCAAACGUGAAGAGAAAAGCAGGUUCUUCAACAGAAUGCUUUGAGAGUGCAGACGGCUGGUGAAACAUGUGGGUUUGGUGGUGAUGCUGCUGGUCAUGCUGUGCACAUGGCCCUGCGAUGUACAUAAAUGGAGCAAGAACCUUGUUUUUGUUCGUCUAUCUUGUCACUGCUUUUCUCAUCUGCCUUCCCUCUGGUUCAGAAUCCCCUGUGACCACUUUCACUUAGCCGAUUUUGGUUGACUUCAGAAAUCGUGGGAGGGUUUUGGUAGCUUCUAGAAGAAGAUUUACGGUAUUGCUUUUCUGUUGUCCUCCAGUACCAAAGCAAUAGUGUACCCUACUUGAAAGUUUUCCUGGUGGAAGGGUCCAAUCCAAGUUGCCUUGCAGGCAUCACUCGAACACCUUUUUCGCCGAAGCCAGCGGAGAUGCCGUCACCAUUUGUACGAACACCGUGCGGUAACCAGAUGGGAGAAUUGGUCUGAGAAGCCGGCAGUAGUUCCACCCUCGUUCGCAGAUAUUCGCAGACGCCAGGCACCCUUGUCUGACAGUCAGGUUCAGAAUCAACAGACAGCCAGGAUAGCCUCGAGACCGUCAGACAGAGUCCAGCAAGCAAUACUGGACUGUUUCCCAACUGAUCCCAACUCCGGAUACAUUGUUUCCGAUUCCUUGCAUCAGCUUGUCAAGGCAAUGUCUGUUGGGAACUGGUGUGCUCAGAGUCUGUAGUUACCUAUUCCGAAACAGCUACUUGUUUUCCUUGGUCUUUAGAAGGUCUCGCGAGGAAAGGGCCGUCUUUCUCGCGAGCUUUCCUCUUCGAGCAUCUUGCGUAAUGGAUUUUUUACGCAGACAGUAGCGUCUGAGUUGAAGAUUAUUGCGACCUUCAUCCGUUCGCGUCCCGCGAGAUAGUUUCUCAGCAAUAGCCUGCUGCAUCCUCUGUAGAGCCUCGGUUUCUACUGACUCUGUUGCCAUGUACAGUAACUUUAAGGAGCAAGGGAUCGAGUAUGCGAAGCAGGCUGUAUUGGAGGAUACAGCUGGCAACUAUGCCAAGGCCUUGCCUCUCUACAUGAACGCGCUCGAGUAUUUUAAGACCCACCUGAAGUACGAGAAGAACCCGAAGAUUAAAGACGCCAUUCAGGCCAAGUUUGUCGAAUACCUAGAUCGAGCCGAGCAGAUUAAGGAGGUAUUGGAAGGAGCACCGCAGAACGGAGCGCCGGGAGACGCGGCGUCUGCGAUCAAGCCGAAGGCGAAGAAGGGCGGAGCCGGUGGGGGGGAUGACGAUGACGCCGCGAAGCUUCGAUCGGGAUUGAAUUCGGCCAUUGUGCGAGAGAAGCCAAACAUCAAGUGGUCUGACGUGGCAGGGCUGGAAGGCGCGAAGCAGGCUCUGCAGGAGGCGGUCAUUCUGCCGGUCAAGUUCCCCCAGUUCUUCACAGGCAAGAGGCGGCCAUGGAGAGCGUUCCUGCUGUACGGGCCUCCUGGCACGGGCAAGUCGUACCUCGCCAAGGCCGUCGCCACGGAGGCGGAUUCCACCUUCUUCAGCAUUUCGUCGUCCGACCUGGUGUCCAAGUGGAUGGGCGAGAGCGAGAAGCUGGUGGCGAACCUCUUUCAGAUGGCACGGGAGAGCGCGCCGUCCAUCAUCUUCAUCGACGAGAUCGACUCGCUGUGCGGGCAGAGGGGUGAGGGCAACGAAAGUGAAGCAUCACGGCGUAUCAAGACGGAGUUCCUGGUUCAGAUGCAGGGCGUGGGCAACGAGGACAACAAAGUACUGGUUCUUGCUGCCACCAACACGCCUUACUCGCUCGACCAGGCUGUGCGCCGGCGCUUUGACAAGCGCAUCUACAUCCCACUACCAGAUGUGAAGGCGCGGCAGCACAUGUUCAAGGUGCAUCUGGGAGACACGCCUUACAGUUUGUCUGAGAGGGAUUUCGAGGAGCUGGCGCAGAAGACAGAUGGAUUCUCGGGGUCCGAUAUUGCUGUCUGUGUGAAGGAUGUACUUUUUGAGCCGGUCCGGAAGACACAGGAUGCCAUGCACUUUAAGAAGGUGUCCAAGGACGGGGACAUGUGCUACAUGCCGUGUGGCCCCAGGGAGGCAGGCGCUAUUCAGACCACGAUGGAGGAGCUGGCAGCGCAGGGGCUGGGAGAGAAGAUCGUCCCUCCUCCCAUUAUGAAGUCAGAUUUUGACAAGGUGUUGUCGAGACAGAAGCCAACUGUAAGCAAAGACGACCUAAAGAUUCAAGAGAAAUUCACGGCAGAGUUUGGAGAGGAAGGGUGAAUGUGGAGUGUUAUGGCCAUUUUUUACCCCAUGGAAGAUGAGGUACAUGUUGGCUUUGAAUUGUGUUAUUCUUAUACACGAAUGUCCUUUAUCACACUAUAAUAGGUCUUAGGCUUUCAGUUGUUAAUAAUCUGGUAUCAAUUGUACGCGACAUGGUAUGAACAAGUUUA
Closterium sp. NIES-67 is the source of this 3417-nucleotide messenger RNA. Lineage: Eukaryota; Viridiplantae; Streptophyta; Zygnematophyceae; Desmidiales; Closteriaceae. The record is from the annotation of a GenBank genome assembly.